Molecule: messenger RNA, 222 nt
Organism: Suillus fuscotomentosus
Lineage: Eukaryota; Fungi; Basidiomycota; Agaricomycetes; Boletales; Suillaceae
Exons: 2
Source: RefSeq, a predicted model, not a curated record
UCAUUCAGUUCAUCUGGGAUGCCUGAUCGCACCCCAAAAGGUCACAGUCAUACCCCAGGCUGGGUAGAGAGGGUAGAAUGGCGAAAAGCUGACACCAUGAAUCCCGACACAUAUGGUAACAUUCUACCUGGCGUCAAUGCAAUGGUGCACACCAUAGGCACGCUCCUCGAUAAUACGCAGUGCAAUGAACAGCCACGACAAGGAUUUCGUAGACUCAUCUAG